This is a messenger RNA of Arvicola amphibius (Eurasian water vole), 981 nucleotides long. Its product is annotated as olfactory receptor 143-like. The transcript has a single exon. Lineage: Eukaryota; Metazoa; Chordata; Mammalia; Rodentia; Cricetidae. The coding region runs from base 7 to 981 and encodes 324 amino acids. Gene Ontology annotation, cellular component: membrane. Gene Ontology annotation, biological process: sensory perception of smell; G protein-coupled receptor signaling pathway. Gene Ontology annotation, molecular function: G protein-coupled receptor activity; olfactory receptor activity; odorant binding. The record is from RefSeq and is a predicted model, not a curated record.
UUCCAGAUGCCACAUGUGAAUCAAAUGAAUAUGGAAAAUGACUCUUCAGUGUCAGAGUUCAUUCUUAUGGGCCUGACAGACCAGCCUGAGCUCCAGCUGCCGUUAUUUGUUUUGUUCUUGGUGAAUUACACAGCCACUGUGAUGGGAAACUUGAGCUUAAUGAGUCUCAUAUUGUUGAACUCAAACCUUCACACUCCCAUGUACUAUUUUAUUUUCAAUCUCUCCUUCAUUGAUUUCUGUUAUUCAUUUGUCUUUACCCCCAAAAUGCUAAUGAGUUUUCUUUUAGAGAAGAACACCAUCUCAUUUAGAGGAUGCAUGACUCAGCUGUUUUUCUUCUGCCUUUUUGUGAACUCAGAGAGUUAUGUGUUGACAGCCAUGGCCUAUGAUCGCUAUGUGGCCAUCUGUCAGCCACUGCUGUACAAGGUUAUUAUGUCUCCUGAGAAGUGUUUUGUGCUGAUGUUUGGUUCUUACUUGAUGGGGUUUGCUGGGGCCAUGGCUCACACAGGGUGUAUGCUCAGGCUCAGGUUUUGUGAUUCUAACAUCAUCAACCACUACAUGUGUGACAUCUUCCCUCUCCUCCAGCUCUCCUGCAGUAGCACCUAUGUCAAUGAGCUUGUGAGUUUCAUUGUGGUGGGUACAGUCAUCUCUUUAUCUAGCCUCAUUAUCUUAGUCUCCUAUGCUUUGAUCUUUUCUAGUGUCAUUCAAAUGUCAUCAGGUAAUAGUUGGUCCAAAGCCAUAGGAACUUGUGGGUCUCACAUCAUAACUGUUAGUCUCUUUUAUGGUUCUGGGCUACUUGCUUAUGUCAAGCCAUCAUCUGCUGAAACUGUGGGCCAGGGAAAAAUUUUCUCAGUCUUUUACACCUUCUUGGUGCCCGUGCUGAAUCCUCUCAUUUACAGCCUAAGAAACAAGGAUGUCAAGCUUGCUGUGAAGAGAACGGUGAAGAGAAUGACAAGCAGAUCUAUCUGUGGUUGUUUCUCUUAG